AUGUCUAAACAAAUCUUCUAUUUAUUGUUUCUAUUGAUUAUUAUCACACAAGUUUCCACUUUUUUCAAAAAUACAAAAGAAGUACCACCACCACCUUCAUCAGAUGUUAAUGAAAAAGGAGUAUGGAAAAGUAAAGAUGUUUUUACUUGUGUUCGUCGUUUACGAUCAAUUAUAAUUAAACCAUCAAAAUAUGAUCUUUCACAACAAAUGAUGGAAUGUUUAAAAAAUCCAAAAAAAUUUAAAUUAACACAAAAAACUUGA
This is a messenger RNA of Adineta steineri, 261 nucleotides long. NCBI's taxonomy places the organism in Eukaryota, Metazoa, Rotifera, Eurotatoria, Adinetida, Adinetidae. The record is from the annotation of a GenBank genome assembly.